AUGGAAAUUAAAUUUGAAGAUCUUCCAGAGGACAUACAAUGCACAAUUUUAUCAAAAUUGCCUCUAAAAGAGCUUGUUAGAACCAGCAUCUUAUCAAGUGAAUGGAGAUAUUUGUGGGUGUCACGCAUCUCCUGUCUACAAAGCAUUCAGCUUAGCUUUGUAUCCUUGAAGCCACCUUUCCAGUUCGGUGGUUUCCCAAACCUGAGAAAGCUUGAUCUGAGUAUGGUGCAUGUCACUGGAAAGGAUCUCGAAGAUACCCUGUCCAGUUGCUGUAAUAUUGAGUGUCUAAGCCUGGACAGAAGCCAUCUUGGUGUUGAAUUAAAGAUGGAUACCCCUGUUCCAUCUGCUACAUCUACAUAUUCAUGUGAAAGCGAUCGGGUGCUCUAG
Panicum virgatum (switchgrass) is the source of this 387-nucleotide messenger RNA. RefSeq names its product FBD-associated F-box protein At3g52670-like. The record is from RefSeq and is a predicted model, not a curated record. The coding region runs from base 1 to 387 and encodes 128 amino acids. The transcript is spliced from 5 exons. Gene Ontology annotation, molecular function: protein binding. Lineage: Eukaryota; Viridiplantae; Streptophyta; Magnoliopsida; Poales; Poaceae.